Molecule: messenger RNA, 2969 nt
Organism: Pogonomyrmex barbatus (red harvester ant)
Lineage: Eukaryota; Metazoa; Arthropoda; Insecta; Hymenoptera; Formicidae
Gene: Nup107
Product: nuclear pore complex protein Nup107
Biological process (GO): mRNA export from nucleus; protein import into nucleus; post-transcriptional tethering of RNA polymerase II gene DNA at nuclear periphery
Cellular component (GO): nuclear pore outer ring; nuclear pore
Molecular function (GO): structural constituent of nuclear pore
Source: RefSeq, a predicted model, not a curated record
UCCUAACGUUCAGCCACAUAACCUAAAAAAAAAACAAGUCGAGAGCACCUUAAAUCUCACUAUCCGGUGAAAAGCGACAAAAGAAUAAACAUUCAACAGCGAUAGAGAGAUCUCCGGUCGGACAUCGACCGACAACGACAGGCAGGAAAUGGAUUCCGAUGUCAAGGAGAACCUCGACCAGUCCAUUCGCUUGCUGAGCCAGCAGAGUAGUCAGCGGAGAACGUUUUUAAGAUUAAGCGGCAAGAGUAACACCCCGAAGAGGAUAUCUCUGCAGGUAGCUGGUCAGUCGCGAAAGGAUGCCGAUGACGGUAGGCAAACGCUCGGCGAGGCAUACAGUCCAGGGCCGGUCGACAGAUCCUCGGGAUCCAGGCUGAAAGUUCAGAAUAUCGAGCUUGAGACGUCGUUGACUCUCGCGCCCCACGAGAUCCGCGAUAUAAUGAUGCGUUCGGAGAGGAACGACAUCACGAUCAAGGAAAUGAUGGAGGAUAGCACGGCGACCGGGGCGAUCCUAAAGGCAAACGAACCAUGGCGGGAAGCCAAGGCCAAGCUCUACUAUGACUUCCUGCAGAGUGUGCAAGUGCACUUCUCGGAGGCACAGGUAUUCGACACUAUCGCGGAUUUUAUACAAAAUUGCACUGACACGUUGGACAUAAUGAGAGGUAUGCAGUCUAAAGUUGAGAAUACGGAAAUAGCAGAAGAGGAACUUUCUUUGGAAAGUGAGAGAAACACAUGGAGAUUGAUAUACUGCCUUUAUCAAAACCGUAUAAGUAGCGCUGGUUUGUCUACUCAAAUGGAACAUGAUGGAAUAAUAAACAACAAUUACAUCUCUGAGAAGGAUGUUAUAGAAAAUUUGUUCAAAUCUGAGAGUUAUAUCAGAGAAUAUCAAUUGAUUAUCGAUUGGUUAGAAAAGAAUGCUUUGGAUCAAGCAGACAAAUGUCCAUCGAUAGAACUCUUUACUGAUAAAACGGUGGCUUGGGAAAAUACAGUUCAUCAGUUACAUAAUCAAAAGUUAGGAAUUGCGUUUAGUUCGUCCAGACCACUAGUAUCAUCGCUUGAUCCUGAUGCGCCAAUACGGGAAGGUAAACCAUUACAUGAUCUGGAUAGAGAAGAUGACGCCAGACUCGAAAAAAGAAUGUUCAUAGAGGUCCGAUGUGGACGUCUUCAGAAAGCACAAGAAUUAGCCAAGCACUGUGGUCAACCUUGGAGAGCUGCAUGUUUAUUAGGAUGGAUUCCUAAUCAUGAUCCAAAUUAUAGUAAUCCAUUGACAGACACGAAAUUGCCAAUCGAAGGCAAUCCUAAUAGAAGUCUUUGGAAAAUUUGCGCUUGGGAACUAUCUCAAGAUAAACGUAUAGGUGUAUUCUAUCGUGCUAUAUAUGCAAGUCUCUGUGGCAAUGUUCAGCUAUUACUACAGAUAGCAUCAUCUUGGCAAGAUGCAUUGUGGGCAUACGUGAAGACCCUUCUAGAUAUCAAAGUCGAAUCAACACUGCGAUUAAUGAUGGUGAAAAUUUAUACAUCUAUGCCGGAUGAAUAUUGGAAGAAUGAAAUUUCUUUAGAAGACGCGUUCAAAGAGUUGCAUGCGUCAAAGAAUCCAUUAAUACGUGCACAAUCUAACAAACCCGAUCAUUUAAUUCAAAAAUAUGUAAUAUUAGAUCAAAUACCAAAAUUAAUGGAAGAAAUCGAAACUAUGAUAGAUGUUGGCACCUGCGAUCCACAGUUCCUGAGAUUUCUGGCGCAUUUAAUAUUAUUCUUCAGACAGAUUGGAAAAAGUACAAAGGAUAAAGUGGAAGACAAAGUAUUGUUAGCAUAUGUUCGUGUUCUUAUUGAAAUGGGCGAUCCAACUUUAAUCGCGUUCUACACGGCAACGUUGCCUCAAGAGGAUCAAAUAACCAACUACGCUUCUUAUUUGGAGAGAGUUAAAGAUCACGAAGAGCGUAAAAAAUGUUUAAGUGCUGCGGAAAAAGCGAAUUUGAAUGUAGAAGCGAUCACGAAAUUGGUAGUGAAGAAUAUACGUAAGAAAAACAUAGAAUCUGACCCAAUGGAUUUAAAAGGAACCGUCACUGAUGCAGACAUGGAGAAGAUUGAUGCACUCGACUGGUUGAUUUUCUAUCCAAGUCAGAGAGAAGAAGCUCUAUGGCAAACCAACGCACUCAUUAGAUAUUUCCUUACUAAUGAAAAGAUCGAUGCGGCUCGAAAAGCAUUUAACAAGAUCCCGGCAGAUUCGAUUGAAACAGUUAUAUCCGAGUAUCCGAGUAUGGAUUGUACACUUAUGAAUCUUACACUAACUAAUAAUUUAUCGAAAAAAGCGGCUGCGUCGAUAAGAGAAUAUCUUUGUUACAAAACGUACCUUGAUGCUCAAGAAGGUUUCGGUGAAUGGUUCUCUCAUUAUCAUCACGGUAAACCCACGCCACCGGAAGAGUUACCAACGUACGCCACGUUCACGGAAAAAGUUGCGUACGAUCAUAGAAAAACGCAAUACAAUUUAGAAUUAGAAAGAUGGAAAUCUACGAUGCAGCAUCAUACAAAAGCUGUGAAACAAUUAUUAUUUAAUGUUCUAUUAUUCCCUGAUGGCGGUUGGCUUGUCGAUACCAAAAGUAGCGAUUUGAUGGAUGCUACGCCCGAGGAUGAGCUUAGGGACCAUCAGAUGGAAAAACUGCGCGAGCUUUGUAUUCCUAAAAUCACACUUUUGCUAUAUUCGGUAAUGUCCGAAAUGAAUGAGCACGACGGCUGCAUGCAAUUGGCCGACAUACUCGCCUCCGAACAACAUCAGCUAUACAAAGUAUUUUCGAAGGGAAAACUACGUGAAGUAUUCAGAAAGAUUUGCGAAUCUUCUCUCGUCUUAAUGGACCAAAAGAAAGAUCCUUGGGGAUAUCCAAAAUAAUAUUUAAAUAUAUAACAUAUUAACUGUAUAAACCUUUUUUACGUCGUUGCAUUAAAUAUAUAGGCAAUCUUCAUGGUUCCUUUUCUGCUUU